AUGGAGGCCCAGGCUAGGACCCCUCACUCACACUCACAGUCACGGUCACGGUCACGGUCACGAAUUUUGGGCUGCUCCUCCAUGUUCCGCUUUUUCCGUAGCCUGGUAGGGAGGAAGGGCAGAUCCAAAAACUCUGAUAAGGCCCAGGCGGGCAGCCGGCCCGGCUCCUCUCAGGAGCCCAAGGCCUCCUCCAGGAUUGGCCGUUUUGGAGGCCGCAAGAGGAAGAGACAGCCACCUGCCACACAGCUCUGGGCCCUCUCUGUGGACUCCUCACACUUGCCACUGUGGGACGCCUUUGGGCUGGGCACAGGGGAUGUGGGGGCCCCGAGCUUCACCCCCACGGAGAUACAGAGGUUAAGGGCCCAGGGUAUAGAGGUAUCAUCAGUCUCACCCAGAGGAAACAGGGAGGUUCUGGACCACCUGCCUGAGAAGAAGAAGGGAGAGAAGGAGGUGCCAACAGGGGAGGCCUCUGGGGAUGCAGGGGCCUCAGACAGGGACCACUGUGCCCAGGACCCGGCAGUGGAGCAGGGGUGCUUGUCACUGGUGGAGGGGCCGCUGGCGCCCAGCCCCAACGCCUGCAGCAGGGAGGAGGACGAGGAGAGGGAGUACCUGGUUGGCGGAGACCUCAGGCUAACCCCGUCGAAGGUGGGGUCCACCCCCUGGAACUACCUCCUCAGUUUGUACAAGCACCUCCAGAAAUCAGCCAUGGCUAAGACCUGGGGUCCCCUCUCCUUCUCACCUGCUCAGAGAGGAGCGUGCCCGCAGCUUCCCACCAAGGAAGGCUCGGCUCACGAGGAGAAAGAGGAGGAAGGAGACCCGAAGGAGGAGCACAGCGAAUUCAAGGCGUGCAUCCCACGCAUUAUCGCUCAGCACUCGCCGCUGCACACGACGUUCAGGUCCACAGACACAGUGGGUUUCAUGCAGUCCAAGUUGAAGAAGAUUCUGGAAGUUCAGCGAGAGUCCCGUCUCUGGAAGGUGGAUAGCCUGGAGGACAGAAAGCUGCUGACCCAGCCAGAGAUCACACUGGAGGAAGCUGGCAUAGUAGAUGGCCAGCACCUGCUCCUGGAGGAGACGGAUGAGAUGGGGAACUGGCCUCCAGAAUGA
Jaculus jaculus (lesser Egyptian jerboa) is the source of this 1104-nucleotide messenger RNA. Its product is annotated as gametogenetin-binding protein 1-like. Lineage: Eukaryota; Metazoa; Chordata; Mammalia; Rodentia; Dipodidae. The transcript is spliced from 6 exons. The record is from RefSeq and is a predicted model, not a curated record. The coding region runs from base 1 to 1104 and encodes 367 amino acids.